AGAGAGAGUCACACACAGACAGAAAAUAAGCUAGCUGUAACUGUGCAACUCUGAGUGAGCGGCCUCAAGAGGAUAUUGCCUCACUGCAUGGAACUUACCUGAGGCUGACUGGUGAUGCUGUGUCUGCUGGGGGGUUCACAGAGAGGCUUGAAUCCCUUUUCCAGAGGACACGAUUAUGUCCAGUGAACAGCGUAACAGUACAGCGUUGAAGGAUGCUCAGUUAAAAGACCUGUUAUUGGAAAAAGCUGAACUGGAGUUUGUUCAGAUAAUCAUUAUAAUCGUGGUGAUAACUGUUAUGGUGAUAGUGAUCAUCUGCCUGUUGAACCAUUACAAACUCUCAACACGCUCUUUCAUCAACCGACAGAGCCAAAACAGGAGGCAGGAAGAAACUUUGCAGCCGGAAGGGUGCUUGUGGCCUUCAGACAGCUCAGUGUCACGACAAGGUGCUUCAGAGAUCAUGUAUGCCCCAAGGUCCAGGGACAGGUUUACCGCUCCAUCAUUCAUGCAGCGGGACCGUUUCAGUCGCUUCCAGCCAACCUACCCUUACAUGCAGCACGAGAUUGACCUUCCUCCGACCAUCUCCCUCUCUGAUGGAGAAGAGCCACCACCAUACCAAGGGCCAUGCACACUGCAGCUCCGGGACCCAGAACAGCAGAUGGAACUCAAUCGAGAGUCUGUCAGGGCACCACCCAACAGAACCAUUUUUGACAGUGACUUGAUAGACAUUUCAAUGUACAACGGGGGCCCAUGCCCACCAAGCAGCAAUUCGGGCAUAAGUGCAACCAACUACAGCAGUAAUGGAAGGAUGGAAGGACCACCCCCAACAUACAGUGAGGUCAUGGGUAAUUACCCAGGCUCCUCUUUUUUCCAUCACCAGCACAGCAAUGCGCCUCCUUCAUCACAGAGGGGGAGCAGACUUCAGUUUCAGCAGAACAAUUCAGAGAGCACAAUAGUCCCUAUUAAAGGCAAAGACAGGAAACCAGGAAACCUUGUCUAAGUUACUUUCCCAGGUGCACUUGAACUGAAGACAAGAGAAUCAAACAGGAAUGUGGAGGAAAAUCCCCACAUUCCUGUGCACAAUGUUGUUAAGUUACACGUGGUACAACUUAGUAAAACCAAACGUGCAAACCAGUUCUUUGUUUCUGAUUCCUUUCAGGGGAAUUGCAUGCAAAGUGGAUUGAGAUAAUACAAACUUCCAUUCAGUUUGGCCAUGAGCAGUGUUUUGGGGAAAAUAUAUAUUAUUUUUUUUAAAUAAACUAUUUGAAUUAUUUAAUUCUAAAAGGAAACUUAGCACAGAAAUUAGGCUUGUACAGCCUGUUUUAUAUUAACUGAAUGGCAGAGAGAAGAAAAUGAGAAGAAAGUUUUGCUAGGUAAACGGGAGAAGAAUCGGCCAGUUUGCUUUUUUCUCCCAAGGCGUGGAAUUUUUUUUAUAUGAAUCAAAAUUCCUGUUUUGUGUGCCAAGGUGUAAAGUUGAGAAAUUAGAUGAAUGCAAGGAGUUA
Messenger RNA from Emys orbicularis (European pond turtle), 1499 nucleotides. RefSeq names its product low density lipoprotein receptor class A domain containing 4 (gene LDLRAD4). Bases 176 to 997 code for a protein of 273 amino acids. The transcript is spliced from 4 exons. Gene Ontology annotation, biological process: negative regulation of transforming growth factor beta receptor signaling pathway. Gene Ontology annotation, molecular function: R-SMAD binding. Gene Ontology annotation, cellular component: early endosome membrane; Golgi membrane. Lineage: Eukaryota; Metazoa; Chordata; Testudines; Emydidae. The record is from RefSeq and is a predicted model, not a curated record.